ACCGUACAGGCCUUGUCCUCGUCCUUGAUCAACACGAACAGCAGCACUUGACGGACGCUAGACGCACAUUUACACGGAAAAAUGGUUGCUUACUGGAGACAAGCAGGGCUGAGCUACAUCAGGUACUCUGCGAUCUGCGCUAGGGUAGUGCGUGCUGCACUGAAGCCGCAGAUCAAAGCUGAGGCGAUUAAAAACGCUGAGUCCAAUGUGAGGGUCACCAAAGUCAAGACCACAUAAUGAUGAGCUGUAAUUACAUCCUGCGAUCCCCACGUCUCCACACACAUUCUCUGUUGGAUUUACAAGACCAGCAGUUAUGGUGAAUGAAUGAAAAUAGCUGUUCUUUUGAUAAUAAAUUAUGAAGAGUCUCAAACUAAA
Messenger RNA from Danio aesculapii, 375 nucleotides. RefSeq names its product ATP synthase F1 subunit epsilon (gene atp5f1e). Gene Ontology annotation, cellular component: mitochondrial inner membrane. The coding region runs from base 82 to 237 and encodes 51 amino acids. The transcript has 3 exons. Gene Ontology annotation, molecular function: proton-transporting ATP synthase activity, rotational mechanism. Lineage: Eukaryota; Metazoa; Chordata; Actinopteri; Cypriniformes; Danionidae. Gene Ontology annotation, biological process: proton motive force-driven mitochondrial ATP synthesis. The record is from RefSeq and is a predicted model, not a curated record.